CCCGGCACGCACCGCGCGGGGCGGCCGACGGCGGCGCGGGAGGGUCAGACCGCGGGGAACGCGGCCGCCCGCCGGGGCGGAGCGGGACGGCGGGGAGCGGUACCAGCCCCCGGCCCCCCCCCGCCCCGCCCCGCCAGAGCGGCCCGGCGCCAUGUGGCCGUACGCGCUGCUCGUCCUCCUCCUCCUCGUCCUCCUCGUCCUCGCCCGGCUCCUGCGGGGCACAGACGGCGGCCCCAGCCCCUUCGCCGCCGAUACCCGGCGCCCGCCCGCCCCGCUCGUCACCGACAAGGCUGUCCGCAGGACGGUCGUCAAGACAGUUUUCUCUGCAGAUAAAGUCCCCGAGGGGCUCGAUGCCAUCGUGGUGGGCAGCGGCAUCGGGGGCCUGGCUGCUGCCGCGCUGCUGGCCAAGGCGGGCAGGCGGGUGCUGGUGCUGGAGCAGCACGGGAAGCUGGGGGGCUGCUGCCACACCUUCAGCGAGAAGGGCUUCGAGUUCGACACCGGUAUCCACUACGUGGGGCAGAUGCAGGAGGGCUCCAUCGUCCGCUUCGUGGUGGACCAAUUGACCGAGGGGCAGCUGGAGUGGGCUCAGCUGCCGGCCGUCUACGACGCCGUGGUUUUGGGGGAACCCGGCAGCGGCAGGACGUACCGCCUCUAUUCGGGGAAGGAGGAAUAUUUCCAGGGCUUGAAGGAGCAGUUUCCCGGGGAGGAGGCUGCUAUCGAUGAGUUCCAGCGGCUGGUGAAGAGCGUCAGCAGAGGGACCGUGCUGGUGGGCUUCUUGAAAAUGAUCCCGCGCGUGCUGGCCGGGCUGCUGUGCCGCUCGGGGCUGCUGCCGCGGCUCAGCCCCUUCUGCCGCCUGGCGUCGCGCAGCCUGAAGGAGGUGGUGGACGGUCUCACCGCCAACCGCGAGCUCAGGGCCGUCUUCAGCUACAUCUUCCCCACCUAUGGUGUGGUCCCCUCCAAGGCCAGCUUCUCCAUGCACAGCAUCCUGGUGAACCACUUCCUCCACGGUGCGUGGUACCCCAAAGGCGGGGCCGGGGAAAUCGCCUUCCACAUCAUUCCCGUUAUCCGGAAAACCGGAGGCAACGUGUUGGGAAAGGCGCCGGUGCAGAGGAUCCUGCUGGACUCCCAGGGCAAAGCCUGCGGCGUGAGCGUCAAGAAAGGCCAAGAUUCGGUGAAUAUCUUCGCUCCCAUUAUCAUUUCGGACGCUGGGCUCUUCAACACCUACGAACGGCUCCUGCCGGCGGAGGCACGAGCGUUGCCUGAGAUCCAGUCUCAGCUUCGCAUGGCGACACACGGCGAAGGGGGUUUCACCGUCUUUGUAGGUCUUAAUGGCUCGAAGGAAGAGCUGGGGCUGGAGCCCACCAACUACUUCAUGUACCGAGGAAACGAUCUAGAUGAAAUAAUGAAUCGCUACCUGGCUUCUUCCAGAGAAGAAGCUGCCAAGAACAUCCCUCUUCUGUUUGUCACCUGCCCGUCAGCCAAGGACCCCACCUGGGAAACGAGGCACCCAGGUAAAUCCACGCUGGCCAUCGUCACCUUCGCCAAAUAUGAGUGGUUUGAGGAGUGGAAGGACAAGCAGGUCAAUAAGCGGGGAGAUGAUUACGAGGAGCUGAAGAUGACUUUUGUGGAUAACAUCAUGCAGGCUGUCUUCAAGCUCUACCCUCGUAUCGAGGACAGGAUCGAGUACAUCUCCGGAGGAACGCCCCUCACCAACCAGCACUACAUUGCCAGCCCCAAGGGGGAGAUCUACGGCAUUGACCACAGCAUCGCCCGCCUGCAAGCUGAAGCCAUUGCCGCCAUGAGGGCGCAGACGGUCAUCCCCAACCUCUACCUGACAGGGCAGGAUCUGUGCAUGGGAGGCUUCAUGGGAGCCCUGCAAGGAGCCCUCAUCUGCGCCAGCGCCGUCCUCAAGCGCAACCUCUACGUCGACGUGGCACAGCUGAAAAAGCGCACACAGGCCACCAACGCCAAGAAGGGGGACUAACGCCUGCCGUCCCACCGGCCGGGACCUCCCUUCCCCUCCCAGCCCACCAGAUCACUGCGGUGCCUUAUUUUCUGCUGUAAAUCACCUGUAGUUCAUCCUUCUCUAACGCAAAACCAAAGGUCACAGCCCAGGAAAACGCCAUUCCCAGUUUCCAGCCAGCUUGCCUUGGACCUUACCCACCUCCCACCACGACAUCUGCCGCUGAUCCCUGGCCACCCCUUUUGAGGGCAAAACCCUUCUCCCAGCACAGGGGAGAGGGGCUCCAAGAGAGAGGAGUCAAGGCAAUCCCAAAAACCAGGCUGCACCAGAGCGCACAAAACCCAACAGCUUCCACCAGCAACGCGCGGGGUCGCUUGAUCCCCCACUGGCAUCCGACAGCCACCUCGACCAUCGGAAGAGCAUCAACCUUCACCUGCAUUGCCCAGACCCACUGGGUCAAGGGGAGUGAGCCCCACAGGGACGCUUUUUCCCUUUCAGAUGCCAACUUUGGCACCAAGUUGGGCUCAUAAAGCUCCACGCGGGACUCGGCAGCAGCUCCUCUCCGAGAUGGGACCGUGCACAGGCUUGUCCGGGCAGCGUCAGGCAGGUUUGGUAAAGCCCCGCCAGCCACUGGACAGGCACCGGCUGCGUUUAAGCAAGGGGAAAUCAUGCCGAGCUAAGCCACAUUGCUGCAUUUUAACGAAGACGCCCAGGAGAGGCUCAUGGACACCGGCCUUUGGGAACGAGCCGGCUCCUGGCUCAACGGGGUGGUGGAGUGAGCGGGUCCUUCUGGCACACCGAGGCCAGGCGUGAAGGCAGAAUUGAUUUAAGCCUGGUUUAAAGCUAUUUAAGAGCAACGGCGCUUGCUAGCUGUAUGGUGCAAUAAAUGCCGUGCCUAGAUGUGGUUGUGUAGCAGGACCGGUGUGCUCUGCAGCAAUGCAGCCCCUUGACCCUGCGAUGCUACCGAUAUUUUGGUGCUACUCUACCCCCCUCCCACCACCCAGAGAUGUGUGAUGCCGCAAACACCUGCUCCUUUAGCAAUAAAAACAAGCUUAGCCUUUCUGUCUGCUGGGAAAAGCUUGGGAAAAUGAUCAAAGCCCUCCGGGCCUUCCCUGGAGAAGGGAAGCACGGGAAACCAUAAGUAAAUAAAAUCAUCAUCACCACCA
Molecule: messenger RNA, 3129 nt
Organism: Grus americana (Whooping crane)
Lineage: Eukaryota; Metazoa; Chordata; Aves; Gruiformes; Gruidae
Gene: RETSAT
Product: retinol saturase
Exons: 11
Coding region: 152-1984 (610 amino acids)
Source: RefSeq, a predicted model, not a curated record